Pseudogymnoascus verrucosus is the source of this 1844-nucleotide messenger RNA. Its product is annotated as bifunctional tryptophan synthase trp1. The record is from RefSeq and is a predicted model, not a curated record. NCBI's taxonomy places the organism in Eukaryota, Fungi, Ascomycota, Leotiomycetes, Thelebolales, Thelebolaceae. The transcript has 3 exons. The annotation marks the transcript as partial. Gene Ontology annotation, molecular function: phosphoribosylanthranilate isomerase activity; indole-3-glycerol-phosphate synthase activity. Gene Ontology annotation, biological process: L-tryptophan biosynthetic process.
UUGGAAAUGCAUUCGAUGCUCGACGCGGACUGACACUAAUUUCGACUUUUUAACACGUAUAAGAAUAACACAUCAUUCAACCUCACCUUCGGUACAUGACUAAAACUCAUUUCACAAGCUGAGCCCUAAUCGCUGGCCUAACGAAGAGUCUUCGCGGGCAACUAUUUUAAAUCAACAUGUCUUCUCUCGAACUAAUUAAUCCUUCGCCUCACGAACAUGCCGCCGUGAAGCCGCCCGAAAAUGCUUCCAAUCUUGUUACGAUAGAUAAUUAUGAUUCAUUGACGGGGAACAUUUACCAAUAUCUUGUACUUGAGGGUGCAACAGUUACAGUUUAUCGCAAUGAUAAGAUAACCGUAGAGGAACUCGCUGCUAAGAGUCCAAACACAACUGGUCGUCAGUCCUGGCCCUGGCCACCCACUCUCCAAUUCUGGGGUUAGUAAAGAUGCCAUCAGGCAUUUCGCGGGAAAGAUUCCUGUUCUUGGAGUCUGCAUGGGACAGCAAUGCAUUUUCUCCGUGUUCGGCGGCGAUGUCUCGUACGCAGGCGAAAUUCUCCACGGCAAAACCUCGACAUUGCUCCACGACUCCAAGGGGGUGUACAAAGGCAUUCCACAGAGCUUACCCGUUACUCGAUACCACUCGCCAGCGGAGCCACAUCUAACCCUGCCGGAGAGCCUGGAAGUGACAUCCUGGAUAGCGAGCCCAGAGGGAGGUGAGAAAGGAGUCAUCAUGGGUGUGCGACACAAAGAAUAUGUGGUGGAAGGAGUGCAGUUCCACCCGGAAUGCAUUCUAACUGCGGAAGGCCGGGUUAUACUGAAAAACUUCUUGAAAAUGCGAGGGGGAACCUGGGCUGAGAAUGAACAUCUUCAAGCUGAAGCUGCAUCCAAUGCUAAACUACUCGGGACCGCUUCGUCUUCCAAAGAGAACAUUCUCGACAGAAUUUUUGCCCACCGAAAAGCUGCUGUCAUUGCCCAAAAGAAGAUUCCGUCUCAGCGUCCGAUUGACCUUCAGGCGUCUUAUGAUAUGAACCUUUCUCCGCCUCAGAUAUCAUUCGUGGAACGAUUAAGGCUGUCCCCACUUCCAUUAUCCCUCAUGGCUGAAGUUAAGCGGGCCUCACCUUCGAAAGAUAUAAUAUCCAUUUUGACAUGUGCACUUGCCCAGGCCAUGGAACUUGCCGGAGCCGAUACUGUUUUGCUUAUUGUGAAGAUGCUAGACGAAGUCACCCUGAAGAGGCUGUACUCGUAUUCUCUAUCUCUAGGGAUGGAACCUUUGGUUGAGGUUAAUACAGCGGACGAAAUGAAAGUUGCUGUAAGACUUGGAGCUAAAGUUAUUGGGGUCAAUAAUCGACAUCUCGCAAGCUUCGAGGUUGACUUAGAAACAACGAGUCGUCUCAUGAGCCAUGUCCCAGAAAGCACAAUCGUAUGUGCUCUAAGUGGCAUUUCUGGACCCCAAGAUGUAGACUCAUAUAAGAAGAAUGGUGUUAGGGCUGUUCUUGUUGGUGAGGCGCUUAUGCGAGCAAAUGACAAGCCCAAAUUCGUAGCAGAACUUCUUGGAGGCUCUCGUACUGUACCUACAGACGGACCAGAACAGCCGCUUAUGGUUAAGAUCUGUGGAACACGGUCAGCCGAAGCUGCUGCGACGGCUGUUGGAGCUGGUGCUGAUUUAAUCGGUAUGAUUCUUGUCCCAGGCCGUAAACGCACGGUCUCAGAGGAGGAAGGACUUGCGAUUUCUGAAGUGGUACACAAAGCGACAGCAAGAACUACCGAGACCAAUUCUGGUAUCAAAGCAACUGCAGGCUCGGACUUCUUCGCAUCUGCAACAUCUAAUUUAACUUCCACGCGCCCUCU